Messenger RNA from Spodoptera frugiperda (fall armyworm), 1715 nucleotides. RefSeq lists its product as uncharacterized. Gene Ontology annotation, cellular component: membrane; neuronal cell body; dendrite. The coding region runs from base 387 to 1631 and encodes 414 amino acids. The record is from RefSeq and is a predicted model, not a curated record. NCBI's taxonomy places the organism in Eukaryota, Metazoa, Arthropoda, Insecta, Lepidoptera, Noctuidae. Gene Ontology annotation, biological process: sensory perception of taste. The transcript has a single exon.
GAAAACAGUAAUAAACUGAUAGAUAUCGACGUAUUUACCCAUCAAUCAUCAAAACACAUAAAUUUUAGUUAGUCACUUGUGUACAUAAUGUACAAAAAUAUAGGUACUUCGCCUAAUUGCAUACACAAAUAUUAGUGUUAUUGAAUCAACUCAUACCAAUUUUUAAUUUGAUAAGGUGCUAGGCAUGUACCUUAGUACUAUGUAUUAAAACAGUGGCAACAAAUUGUAUUAAUCCAUUCAUCGAGAGUUCCAUCAAACUUUUAAUUAUAGUAAUGGAAUUUUUAUUUUAUUAAACAAUGUAACUUGGUGCUAGCAAAAACUUCAGUACAAUAUCAGCCUUGGCAUAUUCAAAAACGUACGCUCUUCAUGCGCUUUCGCUAAGCGAAAUGGCUAAAGAAAAGUUCAUCGAUCCAAAGUUAGAAAACGCGCGAGUGUACAAGAAGGCGUUGUGUAACGUGAUUUACUCAAUAAAACCGUUAUUAUUUAUCGAAUAUCUCUAUGGGAUAUACAGAUUUUACUUCACCCGUGGAGAACUACGGCUAUGUAAUCGGAAAAUGAAAACCUACAGCGUUUUAACGAUCCUUAGCUUUCUCAUUACUGUCUUCGCUUCCAUAGACUUCCCGACGCUAGUGUCUGGCACGGCCAAGUCCGUGGUCGUAAUGGAAGAGGUUCCCGUGUUCGUGGUCCUUGUCCAGUACACCACAUCAACAAUAACAGCUUCUUUCCUAGUCAACUCAGCCAACAUCGGCAUUUUCAAUAAGCUCGCUAAAAUAGAUGCGGUGUUGGAAGCAGAAUCAAUCAGUGACUACUACAAAAGGUCCCGCAUGGAAACGUAUGGAUUUCUAUUUGUUCUAGUUUUAUCUCACUUAAUCAAUAUCAUAAUAGAAUUAGUGACAGCAGAAGAAAUAACAGUACACGCAUUGAUUGUCCUGCCAUUAUACUUCAUACAGAAACUCGAAAUAGUGGCUUUUUGCAAGUACAUUUCUAUGGUGAAACGCAGAUUGGCAUUGAUAAAUGACCAUUUGAAAGUAUUUGUCCAAGAGCAGGAGCAAAAGAAGAAUAAGACAAUAUUUAGUGUAUCGAAAAAUAAACCUGAUUCUAAAGAGAAUAUUGAAAUUAACUUUAUUGGUCGAGCUGUAGAUGGCAAUACCAAAAUACGGGAUCUAGCAUCGAUGUACGACGUAAUUGGGAGGAUUUGUUCCGUGAUCAAUGAAGUGUUUAACUUCCAAAUAUUUAUGACGCUUGUUUCAACCUUUACUUACGUGGUAAUAACGAUAUGGUCAUCGUUGUACUACUAUCGUACGCCAGCAAGUAAUUCAGGGGAGUUGAUAAACACAGCGAUUUGGUGUUUCAGCGCGAUCUACACUGUUGGUGUCAUGUCGUUGGCUUGUGAACGAUUGCUCUUAGUACGUAAUCAGACUAGAGUACUAGUAAACAAGAUAAUAAUGAACUACGAUCUGCCGAACUCAAUGAGGGUGCAGGCUAAAGCGUUCAUGGAGCUGGUUGAGGCUUGGUCGCUACGCAUUUACAUUUACGACUUAUUUUCAGUCGACAUAACUUUGAUGUUGAAGUUCAUUAGCGUUGCUACCACAUACUUGAUUGUUAUUAUUCAAAUCUCACAUUUUGUUUAAAUAAUCUACUGUUAUUUCUGCACUUUAGUUAUGGGAUUUAGCAAUCGUAUUUAUAAUGAUAGCUUCUUUAAUAAAGGGUGGAGA